AAUACUCAUGCCAUAUGCCGCAUGUGUUCGUUUCUUUGAGCGAAUAUUAUCGCUCAUAUCAAUUGUACCUAAUAUUACCCGCCAACGGCUACCAUCAGAUAUAAGGUUAUGUAGUAGAUGUAGUAGUGUUAGUGUUUAUGUACAUUUAAAGCAGACCAUUAAGAUUGAAACAUAGAAAAUAUUUUCUUACAACUAUACAUAGCGUAUUUGUUUAUGUAAAAAUUAUAAAAUUUGACACAAUUUUGAAUACGGUGAUAUUUUCACCGUAUUCAACAUGGAAGUAGCACCAAUGGGCAACUUGUCCUGUAGCAAGGAACUGUGGUCUAUCAUAUCCAGCACAACAUGUUGUUGUGCUAAAGAGACUGUUGAAGAAGAAAUAAAAAAUAGCACUGUUUUACUUAAAGAAGGACUUCAGUUUUUUAAGCCAUAUACAGAUGCAUCAUUACAAAGCAUUUCCAAAAGAGAUCCACCUCCUCUACAGCAAAUGUAUGAUUUGAUAAGUAAACUUGCUCCACUCCUUAAUCUAGAUGCUACAAUUACCUGGGACCUGGUGUGCAAUUUUGUGUCCUACGAAUACAGAAAUUGCGCUGAGACCUUUGCAUCACAAUUAUCUGAUCUUACUUCUAUAAGAGCAUUAAUCGAUGAUAUCUGGAAUUUUUAUUACUCUGAAAGAGUGACUCUGAUAAAAUGCCUUAAACUUAUGAUUGAAUAUAAAGAUAACAAAAGACAUCCUCAUCACAAGGAAUUUGCAAAAUUUUUUAGUGAGGUGCUAAUGGGAAAUUUACUCGAGUCUCUACGAAAACAAAUAGAAGCAUUGAAAUUUGUAAUUUCUCCUAUACGAUCGCAAUUCUGUACAGAAGAUCAUUUACAUCGAUUGUAUAAUAGUACUUUAAUUGAAAUGCGCGAGCUACUUCAUAUACUGACUGUGAUUGUAAAUGAUGUACAUAUUCCUGGUUACGAAUUUGCUAAGUUAUAUGGCAGUAUUGGGGGUGAACCUAGACGAUUAGUCAGUACAAAAAGUCAUGAAGACAAAGAAGCUAUCACUAAAAAACUUGAAGAAAUACAGUAUAGUCAGACAGCAUUGUUCCUUGUAACACUGGAUGUAAACAAGCAUGCUGAUAUGGAAGAUUGGAUAAAUGGUGUCAGAAGUAAUAUGCAAGAAAUCUUUGAACACAAAUGUGUCCGUGAAAGUUUACCACAAGAUGGACCGUUACUUCUAUCAUGGAUGUUAGCAAAUUAUGCGAUUGAUCCAGAUAACAUGGACAUGCUAAAUCGCUACAAGCCGUUUGGUAUCAAAGCCAUACAAUUGAACGUAUUCCAGUAUCUGCGAAAUUUAAUAAGCUGCGAAAUGUUUCAAGAAGAAACUCAUUAUGCUGAAAUCGUGCGAAGCAGCACUUACAAUCUUCUCUCUUUGAUGUGCGUCUUUGUCGAUGAAGAACGAUUAAGUGGUUUAAAUGGUAUAUUCGAUGCUUUGGCUGCCAUAGUCAAAUUUCCAGAAUGUGCAGCUAGAUUCUGGAAUGAAUCAUCCGACAGUAUACAGUCGAUUUAUAAAGUUGCCAAAGAAUUAUAUCCUUACAAAUUUGAACCGUUAACCAAUAUAGCUAUUGGUCUAGCAUCUUCAACAACUACGAAUGCUAAAAAGAUUGCGUCGGAAUUGGAUAAUUUACAAACAGUAACUAUAGAGAUUCCUCGUCAAAGAGAUUAUAAUAAGCCAUUACAGCCAUAUGAAGCGGAUUGUAUAAUUCAAAAGAACUCAUUUAUUAUACCCAGCAAUUGUGUACGCGAGAAUAUUACUGUGUUAUCAAAUGAGAAGGAAAUAGUUUUGUUUCGUACAAAGGCGAGUUAUUGGGAUGCCUUGCAUCAUAAAAUAGAACAGUUAUUUUCUCAAGCGAGCGGCGGAAUUGCAAAUAUCAGCGCAGUGAAGACUGACUUACCAGAAAAUGUUUGCCAAGGCCUGAAAUUGUUGGAAGCAUUAUUGGGUCAUGAUAUUGAGAUACCAUCGAGUAUGGUUGCUUCUACAGAGUUAAGUUUGGAAAUUAUCAAUCGAUUUUCAUAUCCGGUGCUACCAACAAACUUAUAUAGAAUUGUUGCCGUAUGCAUCAGCAUUUCAUCAAAAUUGGUCUUGAGGUAUCCCGAAGAUAUUAUUUCGCGAAUGCGAUCUGGUGUUUAUCCAAAAUUUAAUAAUUGGGAUCAAAAGCCAUUAGACUUCGCGGAAGCGAUUUCCUUCGAUAGUGGUCUCAUCGCGUCAUGGCUCUCAGGAAUAGAAACCAUUGAGCAUACGUAUCCCAUUCUACGCGCAUUUCUGGACACAUUGUAUAAUUAUUUAAUCGCCAAGUACAGUAAAGAGGCCAUGUACACUAUUGAAAUACCGGGUAUGGUAUUUCUACUGCAAGCUGUGUUACCCAAACUAGACUCGUGGUAUUUUGAAUCAAAUGCAGAAAGAAUCGAUUUAUGGUUGAAAAGUAUGUUUUGUAUUCAUCGAGCUUUGGAUUCAGCUUUACCGAAAAAUGACAUUCGCAAUGAGUUGCAACUUGUUGUAGUAUAUAGUCUACUCUACUUAGAGCCUCGUCACGCGUUAUUGAAAUUACUGCGAACGGGCGAACGCACAUUGCACAAUAAAAUGAUCACGGAGACAAAUUGGAUUAGUGGAAAAGGAUUCAAGAUUAUCAAAAGUGUAGAACUCGCUCUGUCGAUAGUCAAUCGACUGUUGAUGUUUAGAAAAUCUUUAGGUCUUGAAUUGAGCGACAGAUCACCCCUCGAAGUUGCUUUGUAUUCCUCUCCAAGAGUACCCAAUGGACUUCUUAUAGUACCAACUAUUGUCAAUUAUCUAUAUGUUUGGUUUAGCCCUUCGUUACAAAAAAUGGCUGUAAGACUACUGAAGAAAUUCGCGGAAGAAUUUUCCAUGUCUUUGCUUGUUUGCAUGGGAAUGGAUGGAACAUCUAUACGAGAAACUUUUGCAUUUCGAUUAACUCUACCGACAUGCGCGAUUGAAGUCAAAGUCGCUAUCUUAGAAUUAGUUGCCGUAUGUCUGGAGAAACAACCUGGUUUGACAGAAGCUCUCUUCAACAUUAUGCAUCAAGCAGAAUGCAAGAGGAUCUUCCCACGUCCAGCCGAUGAAUUUCUUACCGAGGGUUGCAGUCAAUUUUUGGAUUCAUAUUUAGAACGAAUGUACAAAGAAGACGACAUUGUAUGUGACAAAUUGUACGACAGCACGAUGACAGUAUUGCGCGCCAUGUGGUAUCACAGAAAUGAGAUCCUUGUCAAUUUCUUCCGGAAACGAGAAAAGUUCUGGAGCCACUUAUUUGCACCACUUUUCAAAACUUUGGUGGCGGGCGCAAAGGGUUAUUCUCAACUGUUAGAUGUAAUUACGCUAGAAUUAUAUAAAAGUCCAUUAUUAGAGAACAAUUUCUCAAAAAGUCUUAAGGAACUGUUGGACAAAUCCAAGGAUCAUUGGAAAAAAUUAGCUAUGUAUGUUCUCAAUGUUUCUGCAAAUAGCGAAAGCGAGAAUAGAGAACAACACGCAAGGCAGAACAGACUCAUAGAACCGUUGUAUGAAAUUAAUUUAGAAUCUUGGUAUCACUUUAUUGUUAUGCUCACUGAUGAUCGAACGGCGAAAAACUAUCCAAUUAACGUAACACAGGCGCAUCUCCUAACUCAACUAGCUUUGGAUUCUCUACUAAAGCGAGUAAAAGAACCUAAUGAUUUUAGCAGUGGCAAGAUCCCAAUGUUACUAGCUUCUUUAUCUCUGAGAUGUAUUACCUCCUGGAAACAGAUGUGCGUUGGUGACUCGAGGGAUUUUAAAACCAGGCUGUCGCAGCUCACGCAAGAAAUAGCACAAACUUAUCGCGGUUUUGGAAAAGCCCUACGGCAGACGAUGAUCUCGUUGCUGCUUGGAUGCGUACAACUGGUCAAAAGUACCUUGGCCGAAGACUCGGCAAGCCUGGAGUAUCUUUUAGCGCAUUCUUGUACAAUCGCUAUUUGUGAAUUAGAGGAAUUGAAGGAAGCUGCUCUUCAAUUGGAACGUCGAAAGCAACAAUUCUCUGUCGAGCUCAAAAUUGAUGAAAAAGAUACGCGGAAGAAGGCGGAUUGUCACAGCGCCGAGACACUUCGUGGUAUACGGGAAAGUCUGCCGGCAACAUUGGCUAUCAGCAUGGUGACGCAAUUGUUACGAUCAUAUGUCGAACGAAAUGCAAACUUCAAACAUCGCCUGAGAGCUAGUUGCGUGCAGCUUCGUCAGAUGAUACCUGAACUGAUGGUAUGCGUCGGUUAUACACUUCAGAAAUAUCCAUAUCUAAAGUUCAGUGCAGCGGCCCUGAGCCUGCUGGGCGUUAUAUCACGUUCACCAUACUGUCCAUAUCCUAUCAAUGAUAAUGACAUUGCAAAACUCUGGCUUAGCUUGAUUCCACCGGCAGACAUCUCCAAUAGCAUGCUCGACUCGCUGUACGACGAUUCGGCGAAUGGUCAAUGGCGUUGUCAGGAUUGGUGGCCAUUGUACACCUUGGGUUUAGAAUAUUUGAUAGGUCUGGUCAGCAAUGAGACCCGCAUGAUGUUUGUCAAUCAUAUAAUUGUUUUUUUAAAUUCUCAUGAACAUCAAUUGAUGGUGGUGUCUACAUUAUUAAGACACACUGCUGAUCUACUAGCUGCCGAUCUAAUACAAUCGCUGGUCGCACUUAUACAUGCCAUAGCCACGCAAACGUGUGUUUGGAAUGCGAUUCAGCCAAGUGUUCGCGAGACUCUUAUCAAAUGCAUGUAUUUGGCGUACGAUAGUACGGUGAACCUGUUGCUGAGGCCGCGGAUACUCAAAUUCAUCAUUGACGGUAUCAGCGUGGAAAGUGCUGAAGAACUCGAGUCCUGCGAUAAUCGAUUGCCCAGUGGCGAACUGAAACUGCUAGUGAACAAAUUGAUCGUGAUAAACACAACCUGCGCGCUAAGCUUCGUUCAUUUUUCACCGAAGCUGAACACUCUGGUGGAUACAAUAUAUACCCAGGACUAUUGGUACACGCCGAUGGCUGAGAUGAACUUUGGACCUCCGCAGAUGAGCAUGAACUCCGGUCCACGACUCACAUACGGCACGAUCAUCAGUUCGACGCAACUGUUUACCCAGGCUCUUCACUCUCGCUCGCAUCCCGUUGUUGCCUCAUUACCUGCGGCUUCAACGUCGCAUCCUGGACGCGAAGACAAAACGGAUUCGGCGAAGAAGGAAUGGGAACGUGCCGCACCAGAAAAUCUCCGGCGCAUGCAUACGAGCAAAGAUUUGCGACGAAUCAUUCAUGCGGCCUCUGGUUCCACCUCCAGAACGUCAUCCAACAUUGGUGGAGAAUUUCUAGGAUACGUCAGUGGCCUAGACGUCACCGUGCCAUUACUUAGCAGUCCUAGACUCGUACGUCGGCCCUACGAUCCAUUGAUAUGUGAAAACACUAUUCUUUCGAGAGCAACCGCUUUAGCGACUGGUAGACACGUCACGAAGAGUAGCGGCAGCGGGGCUGCGGGAGCUCCGGGUAACGGUAGCCCAAUCGUAGCGAGAAAUCACAGAUUCAGCGAUCCAUGGUUUGAAUCCAUGGAUGAGAACAAUACACGCUUGGCACUAGAAAUUAAUCUUAUUCUGAUACUGUCGCAGGCUUUAGAAGGGGUGAAAAACCCCAGGCUGGCUUUGCGAGAUCGUCAACUUAUAGCAAGAGAGACCGAUACCGAGCUAGGAGUUUUCUUCGAAUUUCUCGAACACCGCGGUACUCCUGAUAUCUGGCAGGUGAAGGGUUCUCUGAUAGAUGCGGAUACAAGAAGUUCCAGGACAAUUCAAGAUACGAGCGAUCCAACGCAAACGAAUUUACCGGCGAGACUCCAAAAGGAUAGUACUAUUGACAAAGCACCGGUGUGCUCGCCUGACCACGAAAAUUCUUCAUUGGAGAUGCACCAAACAGAGACACGAGAGAAAAGACUUGACGACAGUGUACUCACUACUGGCGUUUUCAAAACGAAUGUCAGCAGUGUACAGUUUUUACCAUUAAUGGGAAAACUGCUUAAAACAGUUGUCGAGUCGUUAGAUUUGGCACAAUUCCGAUAAACUAUAUUAAAACAUAAUUCUUAAUAUAUAAUUCAUCAUUUUUUUUCAAAUAAAAAGUAAAUUGAAUACUCUAAUGAAUAUAAAUGAUGAGUACAAAUUAAGACCUACGUUUUUAUACAUUACAAAUUAUCACUUUUUUUACAUAAUUGUGAAUAAAUAAUUUGACAAUUAAACAUGUAUAAUAUAAUUGAACA
Molecule: messenger RNA, 6255 nt
Organism: Solenopsis invicta (red fire ant)
Lineage: Eukaryota; Metazoa; Arthropoda; Insecta; Hymenoptera; Formicidae
Gene: Nup188
Product: nucleoporin Nup188
Exons: 6
Coding region: 275-6061 (1928 amino acids)
Biological process (GO): protein import into nucleus; RNA export from nucleus
Cellular component (GO): nuclear pore inner ring
Molecular function (GO): structural constituent of nuclear pore
Source: RefSeq, a predicted model, not a curated record